CUCCUUUCCUCUUCUCUCCUCCUCCGCCUUCUCCUCCUCCAAUCGUCGGGAGGAGCCGAUCGGUCAUUUCCGUGCUCGACUCGCGGGCGGUCGAUCCAGCAGCUGCUUCGCUUCGCGAUCUCCGGAUGAGACCAUGGCGAUCGCCGUCUCCUCCCUCCUCCUGCUCGCCUCCUUCUUCCUCGUCCUCUCGGGAGCCCAGUCGAGCGUCCUCCUGCAGCAACCCCACGCGCUGCCGUCGUUCAAUCUGAGUUACAUCCAGAAACUGGGGAGCUGCUCCUACAACGUCGUCAUCACCACGAGCUGCUCUUCACCCUCGUACACGCGCGACCAAAUCAGCAUAGCCUUCGGCGAUGCUUAUGGCAAUCAGAUAUAUGCGCCGAGGCUGGACGAUCCAUCAACUAGGACGUUCGAAGGAUGUUCCUCGGAUACAUUCGAGAUAACCGGGCCGUGUGCGUACCAGAUAUGCUAUGCAUAUUUCUACAGAAGUGGACCGGACGGCUGGAAACCCGAUAGCGUGCAAAUCUACGGGUACAAUUCGAAGGCAGUUACGUUUUACUACCGCACCUUCAUUCCGGGUGAAACUUGGUACGGAUUCAAUCUCUGCAACAGUGCCGCUUCUUCAAGUGGACAGCCCAAGUACAGAUUCUUUAUGUAUGUUGUGUAUGGAUUCUUAAUCAGUGCCUUCUUGAACGUUCUGUAGUUAAGACUUCUCUGUGUUCCCUUUGGACUUUGCUGAUGUGCACGUCUAUGUAUAGUUCACAAAUCAAUUGGGAACCAUGUUUCUGAAAUGAUACCCUUAGACUGAAGUUAUCUAUAGUAAUUAUGUUGAACUAGUCAUCUUUGGUAUUGAAACCCAGUAAAGAGUUGCCGUC
Messenger RNA from Eucalyptus grandis, 872 nucleotides. RefSeq names its product embryo-specific protein ATS3B. Lineage: Eukaryota; Viridiplantae; Streptophyta; Magnoliopsida; Myrtales; Myrtaceae. The record is from RefSeq and is a predicted model, not a curated record. Gene Ontology annotation, molecular function: protein binding. The transcript is spliced from 3 exons. The coding region runs from base 134 to 700 and encodes 188 amino acids.